ACCUUGGCCACCCAGCCAAAGUGAAUGUUGCGGGACAACAUGGAAGAGUUGCGCGAGCGCAAAGGGAACUCGAUGACGACAUCCCCCGCCACGACAGUCGCUACGCCGACGGUGUCAGCUCAACAGAGGGUGCACAAUGCACUCGACUGGGCCUACCUCAAUUUGGGUGGGGAAGCUUGGGACUGCCAGCCAGCUUGCUGGAUCACAGACUAUGUGCUUGGCGUGCAGUGCUUCUUCUCGACGGUUGCCGUUGUGUAUUCAUCCGAGAAUCGAACUGAUUCGACUUGGUACCUCGUGUACUUCAUUGCGAUGGGCACGACCGCGGUCCUCGGUGGCCUUCUCCACCACAUGGCGUUCAAGGCAAUGAAGAGAUUCAAUCUAGACCCUGCCAACACGUCCAAGCGCGUGUUUGGCAUUUACCUCCAGCAAUCUUCCGUGGAUACGUGCUUGGCGUGGGUGUGGCGCUUUUGUCUCGGCUUUACGACGCUGACAAACUUUGCGCUGGUCGCCGCGCCAGCGUCCCGCUACCUCAACGACCAGUUGUCCGAACUCACGAUUUGGGUUGCCGGUUUUGGUUACUCGUUGGUUGGUGCCGCUGCAUUUGUGAAGAUGCAAUCGUCCAUCAUGCUCCUCGGCUUUCUUCCGCCCAUGUUUUUUGGGAGCAUCUCUGCCAUUGCCACGUUGAGCGAAGGCUGGCUGUUGGAACUGCUAGUCCUGCUCUUUAUCCUAACAGGUGGCCUCGUGCAAGCCGUCGAAGCCUCGCCAUCCCAAAAGCAUUUCAACCACAACGCUCUGGCGCAUGUUCUCCUCAGCGCGUCCGCCACCGCCAUGAUCAUGCACUUCUACACACGGACCCCCCAGCACGUUGAUUGAGAAUGCGUUUAUCUGUUGCAAGCUGCACCUGUUUACGCUAAUUUACUUCCAAAUCGUCGAAUUACUUCAAGUAUAUUGACAGUUUCCACGUCAAUUGCAGCAAUAUUGCUUCGAGAGUUCAUAAAAAUGUCUAAAAC
This is a messenger RNA of Aphanomyces invadans, 1010 nucleotides long. RefSeq lists its product as hypothetical. NCBI's taxonomy places the organism in Eukaryota, Oomycota, Saprolegniomycetes, Saprolegniales, Verrucalvaceae. The record is from RefSeq and is a predicted model, not a curated record. The transcript has a single exon. The coding region runs from base 25 to 873 and encodes 282 amino acids.